Molecule: messenger RNA, 528 nt
Organism: Symbiodinium sp. CCMP2456
Lineage: Eukaryota; Dinophyceae; Suessiales; Symbiodiniaceae
Source: the annotation of a GenBank genome assembly
GACAAGGAGGUAGUGCUGGCAGCUGUCGCAGAGGAGGGCAUUGCGAUCCAAUUCGCCUCGCCGGAGCUUCAGGAUGACCCAGAGGUAGUGGCCACCGCCGUCAAGCAGGACCCUGACGCACUGGAAUAUGUCUCCGAAAGGCUUCGUGGCAGUCGGGAGGUGGUGGCGGCAGCGGUUGAGCAGAACGGUGCUGCACUGCGAUUUGCCGCUCCACAUCUCUGGACCGAUCGGACGCUUCUCUUGGCAGCUGUACAGCAGGAUGGUCGGCUCCUGAAGCUCGGAGAGGGCACGGGCCUGUCAAAGGACAAAGAGCUCGUUCAUGCGGCUGUCGCACAGGAUGGUGAUGCCUUGGAGUUCGCAGACGAGGAGAUGCGAGCCGAGAAAGAAGUUGUCUUGUUGGCCGUGUCCACCAGCGGCACAAACCUCCAGCUCGCGGCCAAGGAGCUGCAGGAUGAUCCGGAGGUGGUUCGGGCAGCCAUCAAGUUUGAUGGUCUUUCACUUCAGUUUGCUUCCGAGCGGCUUCGGGCG